AGAAUUGGUACCAUUCAUAAUAUAAUACAAACAUCCCAUUACAUUAAACACAAGUAAAGCUGAACAAGGUGAAUGCCAGAAUCAUAUGGAUAAAGAUCGAACAGAAAGUAAACUCUGGAGAGACGACGACAUACGAUGUCGUCGGCGGAGAACUUGCAUAGAGCGCAGCACUGAUGCUAUCAUCCUUAGAGGCUCUCAACCUGUCACCUCUAUUGUGACAAUCAGACUGCCAUACAUAUUGGAAACAAUCUUGUUUUUCACCAGAGAACCAAAACAUAUCGAGCUGGGAUUUCCUUGAAAGGAGGCGGUAGUUUCCUUUCAAUAAAAAGUAAAAGCCAUCAACUAUGACCGCUGUCCUAACGGAGGAACCAGAUCUUCUCUGAAAUAUCGUCGUCGGACGUGGACCAAUCAGAAGCCAAAGGACUCUGAAAAGUCAUUGAGAUUCUGGUCUUUCCGUAUUUCGCUAUUUCCACUCUCUCUGUCCUUAACUCUUAAGUCUGGCUACAGAAAAAAGAACCCUUUAAAUAAAGCAAACGGGAAACGUGAACUCUGGGCGUUUAGGUUUAGGGGCGAAGAUAGACUUGAGACAGCCGUUCGCACGGUCUAUCGCGCUUUCUUCACUGAACUCCUGUCGGAUCUCCUCUUCGCGUGGACGUCCUUUCAGGGUUUGAUACCACACUAGUAGGAGAAGAGCGUAGCAGAAACCGCAUAAAUACGAUCCUGCAUCUGCUGUUGUUAGGGUCAACUCAGUUUUCCAGCCAUCAAUCAUGUUUGGUCGGGCCCCUAAGAGGAGUGAUAAUUCCAAGUACUAUGAUGUUCUUGGUGUCUCUAAAAGCGCAAGUCAAGAUGAACUGAAAAGGGCAUAUAAAAAAGCUGCCAUAAAGAAUCAUCCUGACAAAGGUGGAGAUCCUGAGAAGUUCAAGGAGUUGGCUCAUGCUUAUGAAGUUCUGAGUGAUCCUGAGAAAAGGGAAAUCUAUGACCAGCAUGGUGAAGAUGCUCUUAAAGAAGGCAUGGGUGGAGGUGGCGGCGGCAUGCAUAACCCAUUUGACAUAUUUGAUACAUUUUUUGGUGGAGGAGCUUUUGGUGCAGGCGGUAGCUCGAGAGGAAGAAGGAAAAAACAAGGUGAAGACGUGGUGCAUGCUUUGAAGGUCUCCUUGGAGGAAUUGUACAAUGGGUCCACUAAGAAACUCUCUCUUUCUAGAAGUGUUAUGUGCUUAAAAUGUAAAGGGAAAGGUUCUAAGAGUGGAGCUUCUGGGACUUGUUUUGGAUGCCAAGGCACUGGUAUGAAAGUUACAAUGCGACAAAUUGGGCUGGGCAUGAUUCAGCAGAUGCAACAUAUUUGUCCUCAAUGCAAAGGCUCAGGUGAGGUGAUCAGUGAUAAGGAUAAAUGCCCACAGUGCAGAGGGAAAAAGGUAACACAGGAGAAGAAGGUGAUGGAGGUGCAUGUUGAAAAAGGAAUGCAAAAUGGACAGAAAAUUGUGUUUGAGGGGCAAGCCGAUGAAGCUCCUGAUACAAUUACAGGAGACAUUGUCUUUGUCUUGCAAGUGAAGGAACAUCCAAAGUUUAAGCGGAUAUAUGAUGAUCUUAGAGUAGCACACACCCUCAGCUUAACAGAGGCUCUCUGUGGAUUUCAGUUUGCCAUAACUCAUCUUGAUGGCAGGCAGCUCCUGAUCAAGUCAAACCCUGGAGAGAUCAUAAAACCUGGUCAAGCCAAAGCAAUCAAUGACGAGGGAAUGCCUCAAUACCAAAGGCCUUUCAUUAAAGGGAAGCUAUAUAUUCUUUUCAAUGUGGAGUUCCCAGAUUCAGGGUUUGUCAGCCCUGAUCAAUGCCGAAAGCUGGAGGCAAUACUCCCCCCAAGGCCAAACAAACAGCCAUCAGACAUGGAGCUGGAUGACUGCGAAGAGACUACCUUGCAUGACGUCAGCUCCGAGGAGGUGAAUAGGAGGCAGCAACAGCAGCACCGGCAGCGUGAGGCAUAUGAUGAAGAUGACGAUGAUGAUGAACAAUCAAUGCCUCGAGUGCAGUGUGCCCAGCAGUAGGCCAAACAUAAAUUUUUUGGCCGGCAUCUUAUCUGAUUCCCAGGUGGGCUGACGCUCUUAUGCAGUUGUAUCAGCAGUUUUUUUAGUUACCAUUCUAUAAUAUUAUGAUGGUGUGAUUUGUUAUUUUAUCAAAGAGCUUGUGCUAUUUAUAGUUUUAGAGUUUUGUAAGGUUAAAUUGCUCUAAUACAAGCAGAUAAAGAAAUCUUGUAAGACGCUACUAGACAAGAUUGUUGUUAAAUGAGUUGGUUGGUUGAAUGUUAGUUAUUUUUAAUUAAAUUAUGUUACCAAC
Molecule: messenger RNA, 2328 nt
Organism: Tripterygium wilfordii
Lineage: Eukaryota; Viridiplantae; Streptophyta; Magnoliopsida; Celastrales; Celastraceae
Product: dnaJ protein homolog
Exons: 9
Coding region: 768-2039 (423 amino acids)
Biological process (GO): response to heat; protein refolding
Cellular component (GO): cytoplasm; cytosol
Molecular function (GO): Hsp70 protein binding; ATP binding
Source: RefSeq, a predicted model, not a curated record